GGUUUGGCGCGCGUUCGAAUGGAGUGUUGAUUAUUCCCGCCAUUGUUGUUAAAUUUAUCAUGGCUGUCGGUGAGAAUUUUUACAACUUCUCAACUUCCUUCUUUCCGUGAUGGGUUAAAAGUCAUUCAAAAGGUUCUCUGGUUAUUUCUACGCCUUGUGUGCCAAGCUUUUGUUUUAUGUUGAAGGCUUUGUCUCGAUAGCAUGGAUACAAGCGUGCCAAUCGCUACACUAGCUGGCAUCAGUAGCCUCACCGAUCUGCUUCCAGAGUUACCAUUUCCUGGGCCUUCAUCUUCCAGAAGAUCAAAUACAUUACUUCGUAGUCCAAAGGUUACGGAAGAAGCUAGGGAAGUACUCAAUCGACCUGACCGUUCUCUUGUUCAACAACUUUCUCAGGCACUGUGUAUUUCAAAGUCAACUUCAGACCAAUUGAUCUUGAAAGAUGGAACAAAUCAAGAUGACAGCAUUUCAUGCCAAGGAAGCCCACUUCUUCUUCAAGCGAUUGUUUCGCAAACACCCAAUGUGUUUAAUUCUCAGUCAGUGAAAACUGUUUCUGAAAGCUACCAAGAUCCACAAGGUUAUUCUCCAGUGGGAUACAACCCAAUGUCCCCUCGCCAGAGAGUUAGUCCUUCAAAUGUGAGAUCGCCAUUGUAUGCUGGUUCUCCUGGAGGGUUGCAGGCAAACUCUCCUUACAUGAACUCACCAGAACAUGCAGCUAGUCUGCGGUUAAUGGCAUCCAGUCCUCACACUUUGAAAGCACAAAGCCAUCCAGUACCAUAUCCUCAGUUUAGUGGAACUGCUCAAGGUGCCCAUAACACUGCUAGACAACCAAGAUCUGAGAGUGCUGUACAUAUAAAUGGAGGCUCACCAAAUGUACCUUUGAUGCAACCUCAAAUAGUGCUGACUCCAACUCAGGCAUUUUCACCAGCAAAGACAAGGCAUGGUAGACAUUCUCUCUCCAAGAGUGAACUACAGCAAAGUACAAAUCAGAAUGUACCCAAUAGUGAUCAAGGUGUAUUAAAAGCCCCCCAUCCUAGUGAGAGACAAAGGAACAUUGACUUGUCUACAACUGUACAAAGAAACUUGAAUGAAAAUGAAUUUUACCAAUCUCAUACUCAAGUUGGGAGAGGAAGUGUUCAUAAUCAGAGUGUCUAUGAUAGCCUCAGUGCCCUGGAGGCACUUGCAUCACAAAAUGGCUUUAAUUUUGAUCCCUCAGUUCUUGGACAAGCAUCACAACAGCUAGCUGCAAUUAAUGAGAAGCAAAAGAAUACUCAUUUACUUGCUAGAACUUCUGGACAGUCACAUAAUCAGGAAAGUUUGUUGAAUAGAACAAGUGAACGAGAGUCAAAAUCUAAAAAAAGACGUAAAUCAUCCAAAAGCAAAUCGGAGCUUGACGUUGAGGAUAACCCUGGUGAACUUACUUCAAUGCAGGUGUACAAUUCUCAGAUUGUAGAAUUAGACAAUAUGCUCAAGGAACAACAAGGUGACAUACACUCACAGUGUAGAUCUUCAAGAUCAAGUAGGAAGUCUGUGGAAGACCCUUACAGAACUAAUGUUGACGCUGUUGAUGAAAUGCACACCUUAGCACCUAUGUCAGCAAUGUACUUACAUAAAGAGGAGCCAACACAUUCUAAUAUCCUGCCAAAUAGAACUGAAAAACCUUUGACACCUGAACACAAUCAUCUUACAUCACCAAAUUUAAAGGUGUCCCCUUCUCUCAAGGGACUUCAGUUGUACGUUCCAAAGCUAGUCAUAACAAAAGUGAAGCAGCGAAGAGGUUCUAAAGAGGUAGAGACACAUCAAGUAAGAGAGGUGUUACCAGAUAGUGAAAGUGAGAUACACAGGAGCAAAAAGCGAAGGAGGUCUAGUGAUGAUAUGGGUAGAAUCAACAGCAGCCAUGAAUGGGAUGAAGCCCCACCUAAGAAGAGGAGUAAAAGCAAGAAGCAAAAAGUCAAAGAAACACAUGAAUCUGAAGAUAUCAUGGAGACACCAACCUUCAGGAAACUGGGAGAUUUACUUGAGAACCUUUUUGAAUUUGAUGAUGAGUGUAAUGCACCAAGCUUUCAUGAUUUGGAUGAUCAGGAACCGAAGCCAGAAACCCUUCUUUCAAGAUCUAUUGUGCAAGAGUUUUAUGCUGAAAUGGCAAAGCUGAAAUCUUUAGGAGUUUUGCAUAAGGUGCCCUCUGAUGAUUUGAUGAGGCUUCUGCAAAUAAUGGAACGGCAUAUCAGGGAUGGCUUACAUUUACAGUUGCAGUGCAAUGCAGACCAGGAUGAUGAUGAAGAGCAAAGACUGUGGCGUGACCUAUGCCUUGACAGAAUGGUUCGAGCAGUAGAGUCUUCUUUGGUUGUUCUUAUAAUCCUGACAUCUCCUUCCAUGCCUAAACAGUUAUAUCUUGAAGAGGUCAUUGCAAGGGUUAUUUCAUUCACCAAGUACCAACUAAGAAGCAACAUUUUCCCUGAGUAUGACCCCAUCUACAGAGAAUCAGAUCCUAAUGAUAUUCCGAAAAUAUGUCAAACAUAGGGACUUAAUCUUGGAAGACAUUUUUGCAUCAUUAGCCAAACUCCCUAGCAGCAAAAGGACACUCAGGAGUUAUAGACUUACUGGAGAUCUCUCCAUUCAGAUGGUCACAGCACUGGUGCUUCAGCUUAUUCAAUCCUCAGUUAAAAUUCCAGAAAAUACUGAUGACAUGCAGGAUGAAGCUGAAGAUGAUGAGAACAAACCACAUAUUGACCGUAACAUCAUUAUCAUCACAUCAUAUGAGAAUGCCCUGAGGACUGCACAGAAUUUCUUGUCGAUGUUUUUGAACAAAUGCAUAAGUGUUGGUAAAGAUGAAGAAGAUUACAGGCCUCUGUUUGAGAACUUUCUUCAAGAUCUGCUGGUUACACUCAACAGACCAGACUGGCCAGCUGCCGAGGUUUUGCUCACUCUUCUUGGCAGAUUGUUGAUUGUGACCUUUAACAAUAAAACAAAUGAUGUUAGUCUGAGGGUUUCAGCCAUCGACUAUCUUGGUGUUGUGGCAGCUCAUUUGAGAAAAGAUGCAGUGAACAGUCAGCAAGAUACAGAAAGCAUUACAGAAAUUUUAGUGGAGCAACUUGGGGAAGUCUCUGAAGACUCUGGUGAUGAAGUUUCUCACCUGGAUGAACGUUCUGGCAAGAGAAACCAAAUUCUUCAAAAAACACUCGCAAACUGGUUGAAUUCAGAGGGUAACACAGAUGCAGCUUUUAUGUUUGCAAGACAGUUCUUCCUGGCCCAGUGGAUUAGGGAUAACCAUGUUGAAAUGGAGCGUUGCUUAAGAACACCAGUGGAAGAUCCCCUCGAUAGUGGAGAAGGACUGACUAAUGAUUCCUUCAUAGAUGCACAGAGUAUCACCAAAUUAGAGGACAAAAAGGCUUUCUUGCUUUCUAUUUUGGAUGGAAGAAAUGUGUCAACUAUCAGAUCUUCUCACAAUAGUUUGGACUAUGAGCAGGCAAUGCUAGUCACAAGAUAUCUUGCUUCAUCGAGAUCAUUUUCGAAGAGCUUUGAUGCUUAUCUGAGCCAGAUCCUAAGAGUACUCACGGAGAGUGCUGUGGCCAUAAGAACAAAAGCAAUGAAAUCUCUCUCCGCUGUCAUCUCUGCUGAUCCUUCCAUUCUCUCAAGGGAUGAUAUGCAGAAAGGAGUCCAUGCCAAAUUUGUGGACAUGUCAACCAGUGUCAGAGAAGCUGCGGUUGAGCUUAUUGGACGUUUUGUCCUCAACAAACCAGAGCUAAUUCAUCAGUAUUAUGACAUGAUAAUUGAGAGGAUACUUGACACUGGGAUAAGUGUAAGGAAAAGAGUGAUCAAAAUCCUCAGGGACAUUUGCAUCAACCAUCCAGAUUUUCCGAAAAAUACUGAAAUCUGUGUCAAGAUUAUCCGAAGAAUAUGUGAUGAAGAAGGAAUAAAGGAACUGGUUACCAAAGUCUUCCAACAGAUGUGGUUUACGCCCCUUAAGGGUGAAGAAAACUCUGAUGUUCUUGUGAAACGUGUUGUCCAUAUGACUGAUGUGGUUGCAGCGUGUGGUGAGAAUGGGGACUGGUAUGAGCAGCUCUUGGAAAACCUGCUUCACAACGAGGAAGACUCUAUUGCAAAAGCUUCAGAAGAAGCUAGUCAACAAAUUGUUAAUUGCUUGGUUGAAAAUGUGCUGAGUUUGGAGGAAAGAGCAGUUGCUCAGUCUGAAGGUAAAGGCUCCAGUAGCCAGAGAUUGGUGUCCAGCUUGUCUACUUUGUACCUGAUAAGCAAGAUUAAGCCGCAGUUGUUAGUAAAACAUGCCAUGACUUUACACCCUUACCUUAGUACAAAGUGUAGUACCCAGGGAGACUACCUUGUGAUCCACAACGUGGCACGCAUUUUGGAACUGGUAGUCCCUUUAAUGGAACAUCCCAGUGAAACAUUCUUGGCAAGCCUGGAGGAGGACCUAAUGAGACUUACUGUCAAACAUGGGCAGACGGUUGUCCAGAGUUGCAUUAGCUGUUUGGGAGCUGUUGUAAAUAAAGUCACUCAUAACAUCAGACUUGUUAAGGACUACUUCCUUAAGUAUCAUGGUUACUUAGCGAAGGCCAAAGCAGAUAUGACCAAGAAUCCAAGCAAGGCUCAGGUCAACAGACCAACCUUACUAAGAUCGUUGUUUACUCUUGGACUACUCUGCAAGCAGUUUGAUUUCGACAGCGAUGCGAAACCGAAAAACGAGGGUUCAACUAAGGACAGAGUUUUCGCUGUGUAUAUCUACUUUACUAAGCACUCUGACGAAGAGGUCUGCCAGAAAGCCAUUACAGGGCUAGGAUUUCUUUGCAUGAGAUAUGGUGAGCUGCUUCUGAAGGGAGAAGCCAAGGAACUUUAUCAGGGAAUCCUAUCGCAAGCCAAUAAGCCUUUGAAACUUAAGCUUCAGGUUUUAAAGAACUUGCAGACACACCUCCUAGAAGAGGAGAAAAGACUACAUGUCCAAGAUCAUCACAGACAUAGGAAGGUCGAAAAAGAGAAAGAAAACCAAAAUCUUAAAGAACUUGGAGACACUCAGUCUGGUACAACCAGUGCAGUAAUGCAAGUUUACCUCAAGAGUGUACUGGAGAGCUUCUUGCAUCCACAGCCCUCUGUUCGUAUGGCCGCCUUACAUGUUGUAAAUCUGAUUCUGAGGCAGGGUCUUGUUCAUCCUGUACAGUGUGUUCCGUAUCUGAUCGCUAUUGGAACUGAUGAAGAACAACAAAUGAGAGUAAAAUCGGAUCAACAACUCUCGGAACUCGCAAAUAAAUAUUCCAUGUUUGUCCAGAUGAAAGCCCUGGCUGGAAUAAAAAUGUCCUUUGAGCUUCAACGUCUAAUAUACAAGGAUAAAAACACCGCAAUACGUGGAUUCAGAAAAGAAGCAAAUCACUGCGCACUUGGUCAUUUGUACUCCAUUAUACGGACUAGCAGACAGCCCAGACGGUCUCUUUUACAAUCCAUGCUGAGGAUAUUUGAUGAUCAUAAGGGCGCUAAAUUGGACUUACUGCUGUAUAUUUCUGAUAACAUGGCGCACUUUCCGUAUUCUGUACAAGCAGAGCCUUUGUUUGUUAUCUAUCACAUUGACACCAUCCUCUCUGUAACUGGUGCAAAUGUGCUCCAGUCCUUCAAAGAGGCCAUGACCCCCGUAGCUAAACCAGCCAUCGAAAGUGAAGGUCAGAUACCUCCUGUUCAAGGCAAUGAGUUCGAAGAAGAGGAAGAAAAUUUUGAGUCCGUUUUAGCUCGGAUUCCCCCAGACCCAACAAUUUUUGAGCAACGUUGUGUUGCUUCUCAGGGUUGUCUACUUCUUCUCUAUUUAAAACAACAUCUUAAAGAAAUGUAUGGAUUUUCAGACAGUAAAUGCCAUAAGUAUUCACCCUCGGAACCCACGAAGACCUAUGACAAGACAGUAUCCAGGAAAGCAGGGGUUUUCUUUAACCCUGAACAAGUAUUACGUUAUGUUGAAGAGCCAGACGCGGUUAGGAGUCACGAACAGCUUGUGCAAGACUAUUUAGAGUUUAAAACUCUGAUGAUGAUGCUUGACCCGUCAGAAGAGGAUAGUGAUGAUUCUGGGAACGGAGGGAGAGAAAGUCCUAUAGGAGAGGGGCAGAUGACGGACCUAGAAGGAAAUUUAAAAACCCCUAGUGCUAAACCACGGGAAAAGCGCGCUCCCAAGCCAAGGAAGGUUGUGAAGGGACGAAAAAUGCCACCAGCGGGACAGUCGAAGGCAAAGACAAAACCAAAAGGAAAGAGGCCUAAAAAGAAAGUAGCAUCCGUAGAUUUGGAUCAGAGUCUGCUGGAAGAAAGUGACGAAGAGAUUGACUUUCUUUGUCAGUAAAGUGGUGGACAUCUUGUUUUUUAACUUUUUACGGAAUUUAUUUAUUGAUUAUAUUUGCAAGUAUGGAUAUUAUUAUUACUAGAUGUAAUGUAGAGCGAAAUUUUUACCUUGCAAAUUUAUUGACAAAAAUUUAAUGUUAAAAUAUUUCAAUUGGAUACAAUGUUCUAUUGUUCUCCAAUUGGAUACAGUGUCAACAUUUUAAGUAUAGUGUUCUAUUGUUCUACUAUUGUUUUUUGUACAUAAACUUUUUACCAACUAGAUGAGUCUACCCAAUUUAAGUGGUUACAUUCGCAAUUUUAUACUGUGUACGUUACGUUAGUAUCGCGCUUUUUGAAAGUCCAAGGGCGGGAUUCAUGUUUCACUUUGACUCUCAAUUGUGGUUCUUGCGAGAAAGAAUUUCCAAGUACCGUAUCUUUUUCGAGUGGAGAGGAGAGUUAAUUUCAGUUUGAAUUUAAUUAGAAGUAAGCCCAGCUCAUGGCUGUAAAGAAACCUUCCAUUAACCCGUCCAUACAUCUAUCGUUUUUCGUUUCUACGUAGCUGUGUAAGCUUAGCUAGCUAGAAUUCUCCUUUUUUUAGGUUCAGAUAAGGUUUUUUGUUUGUAGAUAACAGACUUUUAACACUCAUUUUGAGAAUUUUAUAUGUUCAGUUUGUGUUUGUGUUGCAUCCUUUGAUACCACCUGGAAAAGUUUGCUUUCUCUUAUGAAUUUCAACAUGUGAGUGGUUGAUGUUGAGAAGUACACUUUGUACUUAUUGCUAUUGAUCCGGAAGGUAUAAACAAGUGCUUAGUGCAUACUGUCACAAGCAAAUAAACAAUUUCAGUAAAUCUG
Molecule: messenger RNA, 7149 nt
Organism: Pocillopora damicornis (cauliflower coral)
Lineage: Eukaryota; Metazoa; Cnidaria; Anthozoa; Scleractinia; Pocilloporidae
Product: nipped-B-like protein
Biological process (GO): establishment of protein localization to chromatin; replication-born double-strand break repair via sister chromatid exchange; regulation of gene expression
Cellular component (GO): Scc2-Scc4 cohesin loading complex
Molecular function (GO): chromatin binding; cohesin loader activity
Source: RefSeq, a predicted model, not a curated record